Molecule: messenger RNA, 1751 nt
Organism: Lolium perenne
Lineage: Eukaryota; Viridiplantae; Streptophyta; Magnoliopsida; Poales; Poaceae
Source: RefSeq, a predicted model, not a curated record
AUGGAUCCUCGAUUUCUCGGCAGCCUUGCACCAAACUACGUGCCCCCCAACCCAGCACCACGCGUGGAUCCGCAAACCAUCGGGGGAUUCAAUUUCCCUUUCCAUGUUCCCGGCGAUGGGACCAGGGUCGGCGACUUCACUCUGCGCGGGACCGUCCCGGAAUUCCUCGGCAGCCUUGCACCAAACUACGUGCCCCCCAACCCAGCACCACGCAUGGAUCCGCAAACCAUCGGGGGAUUCAAUUUCCCUUUCCAUGUUCCCGGCGAUGGGACCAAGGUCGGCGACUUCACUCUGCGCGGGACCGUCCCGGAAUUCUACGCCAGCUACACUCCCCAGCCGCCGCCGCCAGGGUGUGAGGAGAAGGCACAACAUGUGCCUGGUCCAUCGGCAGCAUACAAUCAGCAACAGAAUGUGCCGUCCUCUAGCUUGAUGCCUCCUGGCCUGCCAACAUAUGGGGGAUCCUUCUCUUCCGCUUACUCGCCCCCUCCGUACCAUCAGCUGCCACCGUGGCUCCGCCCGCCAGGUUUUCUGUCCCCUGCAGACCUGCUAGGGCGCCCACUUGUCCCGUCUCUAGGGCCACCUUUUCAGCACCGGAAACAGUAUGAGUGGGGAAUGGACUUCUACAUCAGGGUCGACCGUGCAGGGUGCUACCAUACUUAUCCUAAUAUUGGUGGACCAUAUGAAGGACUACAUGAAGCUGAAAACGCUAUCGAGCGCUAUCUUGAUGACCGUCGGCAUCCAGAAAUGUUUGCCAAGGAUGAUAUUUCUGCUGUGGAUAUUACUGUAAGGCAUUAUCUUUACCUACCCGAUGGAAGGAAGCGGUCGAGAAUGGAACCAAUCAAUAAAAUCAGUGAUAACCAGCGCCAAUUGGUUAAUGCUUUGGUGGACAAAUAUAACGAUGACAACAAUUUCUUGGGGGAUCUUGCAUAUGAGCUCACAGAGGUGGUAUGCUACAAAUCAUUUUAUGAGGGUGAUCUGCGCGUAUGGUACCAUCACAUCAAUUUCACUGCGAAAGCUAAAGGAGCGGUUGGUUGCAAGCUUUUCUUUGCUGAAGUCAUAUUUAUGCAAGGAGAAUUACCAGUUAGCUGUUUGUGUUUGGUCACUCCUAGUGAUGAUGGCCAUUGCUUCAGCUGUUCGAAUAAUGGAAAUGAUCUGAGGCACCCUAAAGAUGUCCGCUAUGCUGGUGGCCAUGUGAUGCAAACAUUCAGAGCAUUUGAUGGAGUUAAGGUGACGCCUGGACAGUGUGAUGAUGGACAGUGUGAUAAUGAUAUUCUACAGUGGGAAGCUAAGGAGAAAGCUAGGGAGGCUAAGUUCAGAAAAACGUUAGAGGGCUGCGAUUGGUCAAAGCCACCUUUCGUCACAGGGGGUCUCGCUAACGUGUACACAACCACUGGAACGCCAGUAUGGAAAGGAGGGUGCUGGAGGAUGGAGGAUGCGGUUUAGAUCAAGAUAAAUAAGAGAGGCUACAUAUUUGAUCAAGGCAGAUGCACCUUAUUCAUUUUGCUGUGUCUUUGCAUGAGGAGGAAGAAGAAAGAGUGCUGAUGUGAAGGCAGUUAUGUAUAGAACAUGUCAAGACAUAGAAGUCCCAUAUUUUCUGUUUUUUUACCUGGCUUUUCUGUUUGUGUGUAAGGCUCAUAAAUAGCCAGAUGUAGCAGUAACGGACUAGUUUAGUCCUUAUUUUCAUUACCAGGGCGCGGAAGGAGGCUGAAUUGAUUGGGAGCUGGGCUAGAUGGGGUUAAAAAACCAGCGAA